This is a messenger RNA of Elgaria multicarinata webbii, 4079 nucleotides long. RefSeq names its product cell division cycle 7 (gene CDC7). Gene Ontology annotation, cellular component: nucleus. Gene Ontology annotation, molecular function: ATP binding; protein serine/threonine kinase activity. Bases 140 to 1831 code for a protein of 563 amino acids. The transcript has 12 exons. Gene Ontology annotation, biological process: mitotic DNA damage checkpoint signaling; protein phosphorylation. Lineage: Eukaryota; Metazoa; Chordata; Lepidosauria; Squamata; Anguidae. The record is from RefSeq and is a predicted model, not a curated record.
UGCUCAGUGGGUGAGGGUCGUUGGGGGUUUUGUUCCUCUUCUUUGCUUUUUAUAAAAAAGCGCCUCAGCCAAGUCGACUUCCUGCAAACGAGGCCGGUUGGGACGCUGCUUUCCCGCCACCCCGUCGGGUAGUUUUGUGAUGGAGCCAGCUCAUCAAGAUGAACACCUUCCCUUGCACUGUGAAGAUUUCUGUAGGAAAUAUGAACACAACAAGAAAGUGUCAGGAGCAAGUACAGAUAUUGAAAAACUUUAUGAAGCAGUGCCACAACUUGGAAAUACGUUCAAAAUUAAGGGGAAAAUUGGUGAAGGUACAUUUAGUUCUGUUUACUUGGCCAUAGCCCAGCUACGAGGAGGCCAUGAAGAAAAAGUGGCUUUGAAACACUUGAUUCCUACUAGUCAUCCUGUACGAAUUGCAGCUGAACUUCAGUGUCUUAUAAUAGCAGGGGGACAGGAUAAUGUCAUGGGAGUUAAAUAUUGUUUUAGAAAAAAUGAUCAUGUGGUUAUUGUUAUGCCAUAUCUGGAGCACGAAUCCUUUUUGGACAUCUUGAACUCUCUCUCCUUUGAAGAAGUAAGAGAUUAUAUGUUUAAUCUCUUUAAAGCUUUGAAGCGUAUUCAUGAUUUUGGCAUUGUUCAUCGUGAUGUCAAACCCAGUAACUUCCUGUACAACAGGCAACAGAAAGAGUAUGCACUGGUCGACUUUGGUUUGGCACAAGGAACUCCUGAGACAAAAAUAGAACUUCUCAAAGUUAUCCAAUCUGAAGCCCAGCAGGGAAGUGGCACAUACAAUAAGCCUCAGAUAACUUUGGAAAGCCAGGUUUCUGUGACUUCCAUAGCACCACCUAGACAGCUAGUUCAUCAGUCGGCUGCAAAAACUGCUAAUAAAAGGCCUUGUUCUAUGUCACAAACACAGAUUAAACAAGGACACAAAAGAAAGGAGGGGCCUGAGUGCCUUUCUGUUCAGCGUUCUGUAUUUGGAGAGAGAAAUUUCAAUGUCCGAAGUUCUGCAUUUCAAGACCGUUCCACAGUUAAACUCAUAAAGCAGUCCAGGGUGGCAGAUAUUGCAUCUAGAAAACUGUCAUCGAAGAAGAAGACAACUUCAACUGUGAAUAAUGGCUUAGCCAAGAAAGCUGCCAGCAGUUGUCCAGCUAACUUGACCUGCAACUGUUAUGCAAAAGAUAGAGUCUGCUGUGUUUGUCUUUCAAGGCGUCAGCAGGUUGCCCCAAGAGCUGGCACACCUGGAUUCAGAGCACCAGAAGUAUUAAUGAAGUGUCCUAAUCAAACUACAGCAAUCGACAUAUGGUCUGCAGGAAUCAUAUUUCUUUCUCUGUUGAGUGGCCGGUAUCCGUUUUACAAAGCAAGUGAUGAUUUAACAGCUUUGGCACAGAUUAUGACUAUUCGGGGAUCCAGGGAAAGUAUUCAAGCUGCUAAAACAUUUGGCAAAUCAAUAUUGUCUAGCAAAGAAAUCCCAGCGCAGGAUUUAAGGAAGCUCUGUGAAAGGCUGAGAGGAAAAAGUACCAGCAUUGACAUCUCAACAGGUGACAUACAUAUCAGUCCUUCUCAAGAACCUGCUUUACCAGUUGAAAUCGGCAAUACUUCAGAGUCUGUAGUUCAGACACCCAGAAAACACAUGAAGUAUCAGAAGCAAAGUUGUCAUGAAGGUGAUGGCAUAGAUAUUAGGACUAUGGAAAAGGCACCCAAUCUGAAAGGAUGGGACAAAGUUCCUGAUGAAGCCUAUAAUCUUCUCGAUAGACUGCUAGACUUAAAUCCUGCUACAAGAAUAACUGCGAGGGAUGCCUUGUUGCAUCCUUUUUUCAAAAAUAUGAAGCAAUGAAAAGACACUUGACCUCUGUAUUGUGUAUAUACAAAUAAUCCUAGAAGCAGUGGAUUUACUCCCAUAUCUUUAAAUGAAAUCAGAAUCCUGAGAGUGAUAUUGCUUCUACUUACUUGGUUUCAGAGCAUCGUGCUGCAACAGAAGAAGUAAAUGCAUUUCUGUUUGUGGAACAGACUUUUUUACGCUCUAUUGAGCCAUUUCAGAAUGCUUUUGAUUCUGUUGUACCCUCAAUGGUACACCUGCAGGUGUAUUGAACCCCCAUGGGCUAAUUCGUACUCUAGAAUGGUGCCAGUACCGUCUCUACACAUAGCCAGGAGCAAUGUCUGCAUGAGGUUCUUUUGUGCAGUGUUGAUCUUGACUUCUAGGAGUACAGCUUUUCAUUACAAUUCCUAAUAACCAGUGCAAAUGUGCCUUAGAUGGCUGCACAAUGUGCUGUGUGAAGGAUACCAAUAUGAGCUUGCGACAGAGGAAACAUUGACUCCUUCAUGUGUAUGUGUGCAUUUGGAUUUCCAGCCUCACAGAUGUAAAGGGGCUGAUAAGUAUGAGUGAUAACUUGUUCCUCUUAUUGGAAGACAAUGCCUUUUCCUUGGCCCAGUUCAUGCUGAACACAUUCAAGUCAUGGUGGGCUAUGGCUUUUGCUGUUGUGUGAACCUGAGGACAGUGGGUUAUGCAAGGGUUGUUUAACCGUCUCACAACUUACGAUCCUCAGCUUCAUAUGACAUGACAAGCCAUGGCCAGGCAUUAAAAAUGCAAGUCUCAUCCAGCACACACCAAAGCCCACUGUCACUUAAACAGCCCAUGGUGGGCUUUUUUGAUUGUGCAAACCAGGUCUCUUUCUCUUCUUGGUAGAAGAAAUUGAACAUUCUAAGGUUUUAGGUAGCACAUACUUUUUUAAAGGCUAGCUGCUUCAAGGUACAUCUUUGAACACAUUCAGUUUAGAUAUAAUGUGAAGUGACUAAACAUAGCUGCUGUAGCGGGUAUAAUAUCUCUUAAUAUCUAAAAUUCAAAGACUCUUUUUCCUUGCCCAACUUUCCCUUCUUCCCAUCUACUUAACUAUCAAAACUGAUGUAAUUUACAUGCCAUUAAUGGCCAUUGAAAUUAAUGAGGGCAUCCUAUAAAGGUUUGCUUUUGGUGAAUUAUUGAAGUAAUUAUAAGUGAUGACAGUAUAUUCUUGAAACCUUUUCUCUUAGGGAAUAUGACACCUUUCCCUCCCUACUCCAUAAACAUUUGGGAAGGGUACCAUUGCUCUGCGUUGUAUGUUUUAUAUAGUCUGUAUUUGUCUCAUGUAACAUGAAUAUUUUGUCAAUAUUUAUCAACCACUAGCUUACUAAUUAUUUUGCAUAGCAUAUAUGUCUGUCAGAACAAUUGUGUUAUAAACUUUGGUGGUUUUGCUAGAAUGAACAAAACAAAACAAAACUUUAUCUUUUAUAAAAGUAAAAAUUACUAUAUUGCGCAUAAACAAAUAUUGAUGAGAAAAGGUUUUCUUCAGUUUCUCUCCCCCCCCCGCCCACGCCGCUAUUUUGUUGUUUUGUUACAAACAAUACUUUUCAGGUAGACUCAUUACACUCAUACCCUCAUUACAAAACUAUUGUAUUACAAGAAAGUAAGAUAAUUAAGGGCACAAUGCAUAGGAUUGCAGACUGUAAUACUAGGUAUGUUUACUUCUAAGUAAACUGACCUCACUUCUGAGGAAAUGCAUAUAGGAUUAGGAUGCAUAUUAGUUCAAUAGUCAAGUUCAAAUAUUCAAUGCAUUUUCUAUAUCCAUCAUAUCUUGAGGAGAAGGUCAUCUACGCUAAAUUAUGUUGGAAUACAUCCCUGAACCCUACAUGAAAUACAGUCAUGGUAUCAGGGGUUUUGUGUUCAAAUGAACAUGGCGCAGCCUGGGGCAUGUGUUACAUUCACUGCAGUAUGAAAAGGCAAGGGGUACAUAUACCUGAUGAUCUUUUGUAAUAGAGGAGGGCUGCUUUUGCAAAAAAACACCUGCUAUACUAAAAUUUUGAUAAAGUUUCUUGUGAAAUCCUUUAUUCUUUAUAUUGAGAGAUGAAAUUAAUAAAGUUCAUUUUAGAGUAUUUCCUCAAUUGCAGAACUAUUUUCCCCCUAAUUUUUUGUUUUAUUUUUAUCAUUGAAAUGAAUGCAGGCCAAACUAAGAAUUACAUCGCAAGCACAUAAUUACAACUCUGGUGCUAUUCGUGAACCAUUUUUUAAACAAAGAUUAUUAAAUAUGAAAAUCAGCAGCAUAGCUCUAUCA